UCCUCCCUCUCGCUCGUUUGCUUCGCCAGGAACCGUAUGCCCAACAGCUUGUAGGCACGCACGGAUAAUUCGGUGUGUUAAACUUUAAACAUAUAAAAUAUUUUUACGUUUUUCGCUUCUUUAUUGACCGUAAUAUUUUGAUUGGGUUUGUUGUUUGUGUAGGCUACGCAUCCAAAAAAAUCAACACGUUUUACACGGCGCCACUACAACAAUGCUUGCCCAACUUCAUAACCGCUAUGAGGCUUUGUUGAAUGAAAAUAACUUUGUGACAGAUCUCCUAGCUACGAUGGAGGAGAAAACUGGGAUACAGAAGAAAUAUAUCGCUACAGGUGUGGUCUCUCUGAUCAGUCUGUAUCUGUUGUUUGGCUAUGGAGCCUCUCUCCUCUGUAACCUGAUUGGCUUUGUCUACCCAGCGUACCUCUCAAUCAAGGCCAUAGAGAGUAAGAAGAAAGAGGAUGACACUCAGUGGUUGACCUACUGGGUGGUCUACGGAUUCUUCAGUGUUGCAGAGGCUUUCUCUGACAUCUUCCUCUCCUGGUUUCCCUUCUACUAUGCUGGCAAGUGUUUGUUCCUGGUGUGGUGUAUGUCUCCGGUGACGUGGAACGGUUCUGCUAUUCUCUACUCCCGUGUGGUCCGUCCCGUGUUCCUCAGACACCAGGCUACCCUGGACAGUGUCGUCAACAACCUGAGUGAUCAGGCCAAGAACAUUGCUGAUACUGUCACGAAAGAAGCUGUCAACCAGGUCCUCAAGAAUGACAAGAACCAGUGACCGACCGAUGUAUGACCACAAGCCUCAAAGACGCCUCGACUCCCAAUAAACACACAGAACCACACAACCGAGUGUGUGAUGUCCCAUGAAGGAUGAUAAUGGACCGUGUCACGUGAUCAGUGGCCGGUGACCACCCUGCAGCACGCAAGGGACUUGUUUGUUUUGUCACAUUCUAGUCUGUCUUUUUAAGUUGCAUGUAUCAAUGUUAUAUGAUGAGUUUCCCAUAAUCCAGGUGUUGUGGCAUCUGUUAAUCGGCGCAGCGUGACUGUUUUUAAAGACGGUUGGAAUGCAACCAGAAGCUUAGGGUAGCCACCACACAAUCCAGCUGACCUCUAAACAAUGCGAAUGUCUUAAUGUAAUCUGUAGCCUACUGUCAGGUAACCCAUGUGCUGUAGAUGUCUGUGAAUCAGUGGACUCUCUCUCUCGACGGAGACACGUUGACUUCACAAAUCCACCCGUAGCCAAUUUCCCCCUUUGACCUACCCCAGCACUAACACACCAGACUCAAUAAGUCAGACUGUGAUAAAUUAGCUUGUUAAACCAGGUGGGUUAGUGCUGGGCUAGAACAAAAAUGGCCCCAUAAUAAUGGAUUGGGAAACACUGUACCAGGGGGUAGGGGCUAAUGGAGGUGUCUAGGGGUAUGUUUGGGAUAGAGCCAUUCUGAGCUGGGUCAUUUCCUACAAGAUAGCCAUGUUAUUUCAGUCUCUUGUAAUUAGUGCGUACAGUAGCAUGUCUCUGCAAUGUCUGCAGAUCUGUGCCAAAGAUUUUUACUCCAUCAACCUGCCUGAACAAAAUGAUUUAUGUAAACUGAACUGGAAAGUAUGUUUGUUUAGUACGUUCUCUAUUCUCAUUGUCUUUAAUAAAUCAAACUGGAACCUGA
Molecule: messenger RNA, 1649 nt
Organism: Oncorhynchus gorbuscha (pink salmon)
Lineage: Eukaryota; Metazoa; Chordata; Actinopteri; Salmoniformes; Salmonidae
Product: Receptor expression-enhancing protein 6-like
Exons: 5
Coding region: 212-769 (185 amino acids)
Source: RefSeq, a predicted model, not a curated record